UGUGAUUCAAGAAUGAAAAUUUUAAAUGUUAAUGCUCGAUAUCCUGGUAGUUGCCAUGAUAGUUUUAUUUGGAAUCAUUGCAAUAUUCUGCCACUUAUGCAAAAUAUACAUGUACGAGGUCAUGAUAAUUUUUAUUUACUAGGAGAUUCAGGUUACGCAUUAAGACCAUGGCUUUUAACUCCAUUGAAUGAUACUCAACCAGGUACUCAAGAGGAACGUUAUAACCAAUGUUUCAAAAAAACACGAUCAAUUAUCGAAAGAUGCAUUGGUCUAUUAAAAAUGCGAUUUCGAUGUUUGCUAAAACAUCGUGUGCUUCAUUAUGCUCCAAGCGUGGCUUCAAAAAUGAUAAAUUCAUGUACAGUUUUACAUAAUAUGUGUGUAGAAAAUAAUUUACCACUUCCCUCAGAAGAUUACGAUUUACAUAUCGAUUUAGGCAUGUUUCAUGAAAGACCAAUAGAAGUUGAAGCUGCUGUUGGACGUAUAAACCCUGAUCUUGCAAAAGCAAAAAUAAUACAACGUCGUAUAAUUAGAAAUUUUUUCUGAAAUAAGAUAUAUAUUGGU
Vollenhovia emeryi is the source of this 561-nucleotide messenger RNA. RefSeq names its product putative nuclease HARBI1. The record is from RefSeq and is a predicted model, not a curated record. The coding region runs from base 13 to 543 and encodes 176 amino acids. Lineage: Eukaryota; Metazoa; Arthropoda; Insecta; Hymenoptera; Formicidae. The transcript is spliced from 2 exons.